AUGGCAUCCUCAAAUCACGCCGGCAUCCAAGACGACGCCGCAGAGAAGGACAGGCUGCUCUCCUCCGUGUCCAGCUAUGGGUCCCAGGACCUGCUCGGAGCCGGGGGCCCCCGCCCCCCCUGCCUGGUGGGCUCCGAGCUGCGCCGGCACUUCGAGGAGGAAGAGGAGGAGGCCCUGAGGCGGAAGCUCAAGUACUUCUUCAUGAGCCCCUGCGACAAAUAUCACGCCAAGGGACGCAAGCCCUUCAAGCUGGGCCUGCAGCUGCUGAAGAUCGUCAUAGUGACCGUCCAGCUGGUGCUUUUUGGACUGAGCAACCAGAUGGUGGUGACGUUCAAAGAAGAAAACACGGCAGCCUUCAAGUACCUCUUCCUGAAGGGUUACCAAGACAACGCUGCUCAGGAUGUCCACACGCAGGCCGAGCUGUACGACCGAAUUCACUUUGCCAUCGACCAGUAUUUAGCUCUCCCUGAGAUGGCUAUCGGUCGCUACGCCUACGUGAUGGGCGCUGGCGUGAAGGGAAGCGCGCUCUCGCUGUGUCAGCGGUACUUCAGGAACGGCACCAUCGACCCCGUCAACGACACGUUCGACAUCGACCCGCGCGUUGUUACAGAAUGCAUCGGGAUAAACCCUCUCACGAACAGUUCCGCUCCGGAAAGCAGCGACUACAAGAAUUUCACCCUCGAGUUUUACAGGCUGAUCAAUGUCACGAUUGAAUUCCAGCUGAAGGCCAUCAACAUCCAGACCAUCAUAAACAAUGAAAUCCCGGACUGUUACACCUUUGCCAUCAUCAUCGUCAUGGACAACCGGGCGCACAGCGGCAAAGUCAAGAUCGGCCUGCAGAACAAAGCCUCCAUAAAAGAGUGUGUAGACCCCAACGUGUCCGGGCACGCGGAGAACUACGCGCGGGAGUUUUUCGACGUCCUGGUGGCGGUGGUCUGCCUGCUGUCCCUGCUGCUGUGUGGCCGCUCCAUCCUCAGAGGGAUCCUGCUGCAGCAUGAGUACGUGCAGUUUUUUAAACACAAACUGGACCGCGGCGUGAGCUGGGGAGACCGAAUGGAGUUCAUCAACGGCUGGUACAUCCUCCUCAUCGUGAGCGACAUGUUCACCAUCGUUGGCAGCUUCAUCAAAAUCGGGAUAGAGUCCAAGAACCUGUCGUCGUAUGACGUGUGUGGCAUCCUGCUGGGAACCUCCACUCUGCUGGUGUGGGUCGGAGUCAUCCGCUACCUCAGCUUCUUUCAGAAAUACAACAUCUUGAUUGUGACUCUCAGAGCGGCUUUCCCGAACGUCAUCCGCUUCUGCUGUUGCGCGGCCGCUAUUUAUUUGGGAUACUGCUUCUGUGGGUGGAUUGUACUCGGGCCCUACCACGCCAAGUUUCGUUCCCUGUCCAUGGUGUCGGAGUGCCUGUUUUCUCUCAUCAACGGCGACGACAUGUUCGUGACGUUUGCCGAGAUGGAGCAGAGCGGCACGCUGGUGUGGAUCUUCAGCCAGGUCUACCUUUACACCUUCAUCUCGCUCUUCAUCUACAUGGUGCUGUCUCUCUUCAUCGCGCUCAUCACCGGAGCCUACGACACGAUCAUGGCUCAGACCCAGGACCAGGUCCGCGUCUCCGACUUGCACGCGUUCAUCGCUCAGUGCACGGACACGCCCAGCUCUGGCAAGUUCCGGGGCCCCGAGGGGUCCUCGUGCUCCUUCCUCUGCUGCUGCGAGUGGUGA
Molecule: messenger RNA, 1713 nt
Organism: Menidia menidia (Atlantic silverside)
Lineage: Eukaryota; Metazoa; Chordata; Actinopteri; Atheriniformes; Atherinopsidae
Source: the annotation of a GenBank genome assembly